AACCCUUCCUCGUGCAAUGACAUCAUGUUGGACAAUUUCGCAACGUGCAAUACGCACAUACUGUACAUUCAAGCACUGACAGGAAGCCAAACAGAGAAGCGGGUCUUGCACGGCGGCAAGAAGGAGCUCCGCUUGACUUUUCAGACAACUGGCAAGCUUCACUCGCUCUGAGGAUGCUGCUGAACCUCACCAACCAAACGGAAACAGAGGACGGCUUCUCCUGCUUCAGUCCUUCGGUAGAAGCGUACCGCUACUUUGCCGUGCUGUGGGGAUGUUGCGUCACCGUCACUGGCACGGUGGGGAACCUGAUGACCGUUCUGGCGUUUGUGUCAGACUCGCAACUGAGGACCCGCUUCAACGUGCUCAUUGUCAACCUGGCUGUGGCGGACCUCCUGUACUGCACCGUACUGCAGCCCAUCUCCGUCGACUCCUAUCUCCACCUCCGAUGGCGCAGCGGCGAGCUCUGGUGCAGGACCUUCGGCCUGCUCCUCUUCCUCUCCAACUCCGUCUCCAUUAUCACCCUCUGCUUGGUAGCUGUCAGUCGAUACUUGCUGGUAGACAAGAGGGCCGUUUUUGACCGUGUUUUCUCAAACCGUGGACUCAUUUUCCUCCUGAUGGCGACGUGGGCGCUCGGCCUGUCCAGCUUCCUCCCACUCUGGUCCGUUUACGUGUUUGUGCCUCAGGUGUGCACAUGCAGCUUCCAUCGAGUCAGGGGCCGCCCCUACACCACCAUUCUGCUCUUUUCCUACUUCUUUUUGGGAUUGGGCUGCGUCGGCACCUUCUAUCUCCUCAUUUACCGACGUAUCCGCGUUGCAUCCAAGGCCUUGCUCCGCUACAGGCUCAGCCGGCGGUCUUCCAAGAGGAACGCCCCUCCGGCACCAGAGACGGACGACAGCGGUGUGGAGAGUAGCAUGCCCACUUGCAGCAGUGAGCUGAGCAGCCACGGUGACAGUUCUGUCCAAAAAUCACAGCACAAACCCACAGAGCAACUGAAAGCUAACAAGCCCAACCCCGACGUUGUCAUUAAGGCACCUGCAAGCCCCCCCGCGCCCACCACCGCAGGUUCAGGAGAGGAUUCCGAAUUUAAGCGUGUGACGCGCAUGUGUUUUGCGGUUUUCCUGUGUUUCGUCUUUUGCUUUGUCCCCUUCCUGAUACUCAACAUUGUGGAUAAACGGGGCAGUGCCCCCCAGGUGCUGCAUAUGUUGUGUGCAAACCUCACCUGGCUCAACAGCUGUAUCAACCCCAUCCUCUACGCUGUCAUGAAUCGGCAGUUCCGAAAGGCCUACCACGUGCUGCUCACCAAGGCAGCGUCGCCCCUGGCAUGCCUCUGGGUGAAAAGCUCUUAAAUUCCUGCGUGCGGAACGUACACUCAGCUAAAUCCUUCUUUCUACCCCUGCUGAUUUUCCAAGUCUGCCCCCAUACAGUUUUUAUGGCAGACGUAUAUGAAGACCACAAUUCUUCUGUUUCAAGCGCGCGCACCUCCUUGUUAAAUCUUUCUCGUGUGACGUGAGACCUCUGUGUCAGGGGCGAGGGGAACUUACCCAGGUUUUCCCAGCCCGCUACAUCCAGAUCUAGCAGGACAGAGCAACCCGUUCGUAUUGUACCCGACGCGGAAUCCUCCACUUUAAAGCUGCUCCCCCUCGGCUUUGGUUGGUUGCUCUCGGUGAGGACCUGGGAUCGUUUACGAGGACAUGAAAAGAAAUCUCUAGAACAAUACUGCGUACUCUUUUAUACCACAGAACACCCAGGUGACGCUCUCUUUAAGAAUAAAAAGUUUAAUAAUAAAAUAGGGGGCAAGGGUAUAUAAGCAGUGAAAUUAUAAAAAGGAUAGUAACUUUCUUAAAGAUGAUAAAUAGCUCACAUAGAUCACAGAUUACCUAAAAAGGCCGCUAAUGUUCAAAACGCUUUCCCCAACCUUACCUUGGUAGAUAUCCUGGAGGUUGAGUACAAAUUCACUGCAGGCUUGAAACCUCCAUUUCUGAACGGCCCUGAGUUUUCAUACAAUACACUAAGUCCCCAACUAACGCACACAAUUGGUUCCAGACGACCGUUUGCAAGUGGAUUUGUUGGUAAGUCCAACAAAAGGUAAUAUUAGCAAUGAUAUAGGUACUACAUGUACCUGUAUACAUAUACAGUAUAUGUGUAUGUAUGUAAAUAUGAGUUUGGAUGCAGUAGUAAUAUUAAACGCACGCUCUGUCCGGGUUGCAUCGUACAGCUACAAUUUAGCUUUGCAUUUGUCCUUUACACUCUCCCCACCUUCUUCCUCACCUGUUGGUCCCAUUAGCAGUGUCACAGUGCCCUCUACUGGUCAUGCUUGUAGCAGUAUAAAUAUGGAGUUACUACAAGGCAAAAUACAUGAAAAUAUAGAGCAGUCAGCUUGCGUUCGUAUCUCCGAAUGUUCGCAAGCCGGAUGUUUGUAAGUUGAGGACCUAAUGUAUUGCGCAAAACAAACGAGACUGUCUGCCCCGUAUCACAUCAUUGCGCAGAAUGGAGUGGCCAAACGUAGCACCCUGCUGACUAACUGCCCGUGCUUUUUAUUUUAUUAUUAAGUGUGACAGCUAAAUAACACGGCAUGAAGCCAAAGAAAGUUGCGAGCAGCAGCAACUUGAUAAAGAAAGUGAGAAACACGACUGAACGCUCGCCGUCUCGGCCCACAGGAGUCUUCGAUAAAGGUAAAAAUGAUGUUCAUUUCAUGCGUCAUUUAUAAUGUAAAACUAUUAUUCUCUUUCAAAUGUAUUUUUUUAAUAUCUUUGGGCAUCUGCGGUGGAUUCAUUGGGUUCAUAUUAUUUCCCAUGAGCAAAAUAUUGCCUCGGUUUUUGAACGUUUCAGUUUUCGUUUGACUUUUUGGAACAAAUUAACGACAAAAACCGAGUUGGCGCUUUAGCAACAUAAAAAAAUACCACCCCCCCCCAAAAAACAUUAAAGGUAAUAAAUUCAUUUGUAUUUAAGAGGAAAAAAAUAUUUGAUCCCCUUCCAACCAGCGAGAAUUUCCUUCAUUUGGAGAAAAUGAUGAAGUUUCAUGAUAUCAUGCUGAUAUCAUGGGACGGCUCCACCUCCUCUGCAAGAAAGCGUCCAUGUGGAAAAACACUGGAGACCUGAGCAGAGGAGACGGUGAUGUUCCUUUCCCAAAAUGCAAGUUUGUUUUCUCUUCCAGCAUCACACACACACACGGGGAACGCGGUAGCGACAAGUCAGGAACACUGCAUCCCUAAAAACCUUCCUUCAUCCAUGUUCUGCGCCACGCGUCCUCUGCAGGGUGGCGGGGGUAGGCUGGAGCCAGCGGCGGGCUAAAUUUACGUGUUGAACGUGUCAAUGGAUAUGCAUUGUCUCAUUUGAAAUGAAUAAGAAAUGAUAAAUUGUUUUAUUGUAACAUUUCAGUGUACUACAGUAUGUGGCUGUGAGACAAGUUGUCAACCAUCUUGACAAUAAGUCAAGUAAUAAAGGUUAUUUUGUAAUACACGUUACAUUCUUACGACAUUUGUGUUGCAUGAAAGCCCGCCAGCAGGAAUUUACCAUCUGGCACAA
Dunckerocampus dactyliophorus (ringed pipefish) is the source of this 3525-nucleotide messenger RNA. It is a transcript of the gene gpr84, whose product is annotated as G protein-coupled receptor 84. The transcript is spliced from 2 exons. Gene Ontology annotation, biological process: neuropeptide signaling pathway. The record is from RefSeq and is a predicted model, not a curated record. The coding region runs from base 174 to 1346 and encodes 390 amino acids. Gene Ontology annotation, molecular function: urotensin II receptor activity. Gene Ontology annotation, cellular component: membrane. Lineage: Eukaryota; Metazoa; Chordata; Actinopteri; Syngnathiformes; Syngnathidae.